Epithele typhae is the source of this 1095-nucleotide messenger RNA. RefSeq lists its product as uncharacterized. Bases 1 to 1095 code for a protein of 364 amino acids. The record is from RefSeq and is a predicted model, not a curated record. The transcript has 2 exons. NCBI's taxonomy places the organism in Eukaryota, Fungi, Basidiomycota, Agaricomycetes, Polyporales, Epitheliaceae.
AUGUCGGUAAACGCGACGAAGAUGCCUGCGCCUCGCGCCAAGACCGCCCCACGCUUCAAGGGCCGGAACGUCAAGGACUUCCUGUUCGAGCUGGAGGCCAUAGCGGACAAUGUCGGCGCGAAACGUGAAGAUCUUCCCAAGUGUGUACUCUCGUACUGUGACUCGGACAUCCGCAACCGUCUCGCUGGCGAACCUGUCUUCAAGGGGACCGACUGGGCCGCGGCCAAGGCGCUCCUCCACUCCAUCUUCCGUUUCCGCGACUCUGCCGCGCGUUAUCCGCCCCAGCGCCUUCGGUCAUUCGCGGCGAAGAGUCGGAAGAAGCAAACUGUCGACUCCGAAGAGGCUCUCAGCGAGUACCGCCUUGACUUCAUGAAGUACAGUGGGACCCUAGUCGAAGAAAGUCUCCUCGAGCGGAAGGAACAUGACUACCUGUUCUUCAUCGGCCUGCCAGACUCUCUCCGUGGUUCGAUCGGGCCCACCCUGAAGACCGUCGUCCACACGCGUACGGGUGAGAAGUUCGAACCCCGGACGAACCCUGCUUCCGUCGCGGAGGUUUGCGCAGCAGUCACGGAGUACUACGAAUCCUGUGGGAUCGACGCCUACCGUCGCCGUCGCAAGCGUGUUGCACCCGACUCGGACAGCUCCAGCUCUGAUAGCGAGACCGAUUCUUCGGACUCAGACGCCGCACCAUACUCCUCGGGGGACGACACUGCCUCACCUCCGAAGCGCAAGGGCAAGAAGAAGACGCGUCGCGACAGGCUCUCGUCCUACUCGGACUCCGAGGUCCGCUCUGGACGUCGUGGCCACAAGUCCACGCGCAAGGAGGUGAAGGCGCUUCGCUUGCAACUCGAGCUACUCAAAAAGCAGACGUCCGUGCCGCCGCACACCGAUCCGAGCCUGCUGGCUCCUCCUGCCGGUUCCUCUCAGGGCGUAGUAUACGCGGGGGUGCACAAUGCCGGGCCAGCCCUCAACCCGUUCACGGAUACGACGGGUAAUCGGACACGGGUUCGACGGACGAGCGAAGACGGGCAGGGAAACGCGAUGGGAGAAAAGCAGAGUGAAAUGUACUACUUCUUCACUGGGUGUGCUCUGUGA